Molecule: messenger RNA, 402 nt
Organism: Fonsecaea nubica
Lineage: Eukaryota; Fungi; Ascomycota; Eurotiomycetes; Chaetothyriales; Herpotrichiellaceae
Product: ribosomal protein L24
Exons: 3
Coding region: 1-402 (133 amino acids)
Biological process (GO): ribosomal large subunit biogenesis; cytoplasmic translation
Cellular component (GO): cytosolic large ribosomal subunit; ribosome
Molecular function (GO): RNA binding; structural constituent of ribosome
Source: RefSeq, a predicted model, not a curated record
AUGACGAAGACGAACCAUGGUCUUGCCUCGUCGAGGCGCAAGUCUCGCAAACUUCACUUCGGCGCCCCUUCCAGCGUGCGACGAACGAUUAUGAGCGCUCCCCUGAGCAAAGAACUAAGAGAAAAGCACAAUGUCCGCAGCAUCCCGAUCCGCAAGGACGACGAAGUCACGAUCGUGCGUGGCUCCAACAAGGGCCGUGAGGGCAAAGUCACCUCGGUCUACCGACUCAAAUACCUCAUCCACAUCGAACGCGUGUCCCGAGAGAAGUCAAACGGCCAAUCCGUCCCGAUCGGCGUACAUCCCAGCAAGGUUGUUGUGACGAAGCUCAAGCUCGACAAGGACCGGGAAAAGAUCUUGGAAAGGAUCGGCAAGGGCAGAGAGGCCGUGAAGUCCAAGGAGUAG